AUGGGGAAUGAAUCUGACGCCGAUCUUACUUGCCAUCGAUACGUCGAUGACCAUCCUGAUCUCACAAAUGAACCAGUUAUCAUGCUCAUCUUUGCUGUACUCUAUGUACACAUCUUCGUACUGGGGAUUCUCGGAAAUGUAGCUGUACUGUACUUGACCUUAAAAAAUCGCCAUCUUCAAUCCGUCCAGAAUAUUUUUAUUCUGAAUUUGGCGGCCAGCGAUGUACUGAUGUGCCUUACAUCACUGCCAAUCACACCAAUCACUAACGUCUACAAGACUUGGUUCUUUGCGUCGCCUGUCUGCAAGUUGAUUCCACUUGUUCAGGGUGCUUCCGUAUUUGUCUCCACAUUUUCUCUGUCUGCUAUAGCGUUGGACAGGUACAACCUUGUUGUUCGUCCACAUCGUCAUCCUUUGAGAUCCAGAGGAGCUUCCGUAGUUGCCUUGCUAUUGUGGAUAAUAUCUGCACUAGUGUGCAUGCCCUAUGGGUGGUAUAUGGAUGUGGUGCGUAUAAACGGAUUAUGCGGAGAGUUCUGCACAGAAAGAUGGCCGUCACCGGAAGUACGGAAAGGCUAUGCGUUAAUGGUUUUGGUGAUGCAGUUCAUACUUCCGUUCGCAACAAUGGCUGUGUGUUACUAUACGAUCUUUGCUAGGCUGAGAGAAAGGACUGAAUCCAAACUGAAGAAACUUACCGAGAGGACGCAAUUGCUUGAAAGUGCUAUUGGAAGUUCAUCCCCACCGGGCAAAAACGAAGCAGGAGGUAAUCCAUGCAGUUUUGAAGAACAGCAGCGUCUUUCAGUAUUAGCAUCUCAACGUAGGACCACAACCAUUCUUGCAUCAAUGGUACUGCUAUUCGGUUUCACAUGGCUUCCGCACAAUGUUUAUGCAUUAAUCAUGGAGUACGAUGAAGGGAUCUUCCAUGAUGGUGAGAGCGACAACACGUACAUCGUCUCAAUGAUUGCUCAUCUUAUCUCGAUGACGACGAACGUUGCAAAUCCGAUACUGUACGCGUGGUUGAAUCCCUCAUUUAAAGAAAUGCUACUCACGUCAAUUAGAGGCAAAGUGAGGAAUCAAGGCAAGCUAACAGCAAAGGAUACGAUAAUUAGGGUCUCAAAACCCAGUACAACUCAGGAGAAAGCCUUCUGA
This is a messenger RNA of Necator americanus (New World hookworm), 1143 nucleotides long. RefSeq lists its product as uncharacterized. The record is from RefSeq and is a predicted model, not a curated record. Gene Ontology annotation, cellular component: plasma membrane; neuron projection. Gene Ontology annotation, molecular function: neuropeptide Y receptor activity; neuropeptide binding. NCBI's taxonomy places the organism in Eukaryota, Metazoa, Nematoda, Chromadorea, Rhabditida, Ancylostomatidae. Gene Ontology annotation, biological process: G protein-coupled receptor signaling pathway. Bases 1 to 1143 code for a protein of 380 amino acids. The transcript is spliced from 10 exons.